CCCACACCACAUAAAUGGAAAAUAAAAGGAAUGUGACUGAAUUCAUUUUAGUAGGUCUUACACAAAACCCGAAAAUGCAGAAAGUCAUAUUUGUGGUAUUUUUGGUUUUGUACCUAGUAACACUCUCAGGCAACCUGCUCAUUGUGGUUACCAUCCUCACCAGCCGGGCGCUGAACUCCCCCAUGUACUUCUUUCUAGCUCAUCUCUCUCUGAUAGACACAAUUUAUUCUUCUUCUUCUGCUCCUAAACUGAUUGUGGACUCUCUUCAUAAGAAGAAAAUCAUCUCCUUUAAUGGAUGUAUGGCUCAAGUCUAUGCAGAACACAUUUUCGGUGCUACAGAGAUCAUCCUGCUGACAGUUAUGGCCUAUGACCGCUAUGUGGCCAUUUGCAAACCUCUGCACUACAUGACGAUUAUGAGCCACAGGCUAUGUGUUAUACUCCUGGGAGUGGCCUGGGCUGGAGGAUUUCUCCAUGCUACUAUUCAGAUCCUCUUCACAGUCUGGCUGCCCUUCUGUGGCCCCAAUAUCAUAGACCACUUCAUGUGUGACUUGUACCCUUUGUUGAAACUCGUUUGCAUGGACACUCAUACCCUUGGUCUCUUUGUUGCUGCCAACAGUGGGUUCAUCUGCCUGUUAAACUUCCUUCUCUUGAUGAUCUCCUAUAUGGUCAUCUUACGCUCCCUAAAGAACUAUAGCUUGGAGGGGAGGCGUAAAGCCCUCUCCACCUGUGUCUCUCACAUCACAGUAGUUGUCUUAUUCUUUGUGCCCUGCAUAUUUGUGUAUCUACGCCCAGUGACCACUCUGCCCAUUGAUAAAGGUGUUGCUGUAUUUUAUACUAUGGUGGCACCUAUGUUAAAUCCUUUGAUUUAUACCCUCAGAAAUACUGAGGUAAAAAAUGCAAUACGGAGGCUCUGGAGAAAAAAAAUAACUUCAGAUAAUGAUUAA
Messenger RNA from Tupaia belangeri chinensis (Chinese tree shrew), 944 nucleotides. Its product is annotated as olfactory receptor 4C12. Gene Ontology annotation, cellular component: membrane. The record is from RefSeq and is a predicted model, not a curated record. The transcript has a single exon. The coding region runs from base 15 to 944 and encodes 309 amino acids. Lineage: Eukaryota; Metazoa; Chordata; Mammalia; Scandentia; Tupaiidae. Gene Ontology annotation, biological process: G protein-coupled receptor signaling pathway. Gene Ontology annotation, molecular function: G protein-coupled receptor activity; olfactory receptor activity.